AUGCUAAAUGUAGAAGCCUCUCUCCCCCCCAGCCUCUCACCCCCCCAGCAUCUCACCCCCCCCCAGCAUCUCACCCCCCCAGCCUCUCUCCCCCCCAGCCUCUCACCCCCCCAGCAUCUCACCCCCCCCAGCUUCUCACCCCCCCCAGCCUCUCACCCCCCAGCAUCUCACCCCCCCCCAGCAUCUCACCCCCCCAGCCUCUCACCCCCCCCAGCAUCUCACCCCCCCCCAGCAUCUCACCCCCCCAGCCUCUCACCCCCCCAGCAUCUCACCCCCCCAGCAUCUCACCCCCCCCAGCCUCUCACCCCCCCCAGCAUCUCACCCCCCAGCCUCUCACCCCCCCAGCAUCUCACCCCCCAGCAUCUCACCCCCCCCAGCAUCUCACCCCCCCCAGCAUCUCACCCCCCAGCAUCUCACCCCCCCAGCAUCUCACCCCCCCAGCAUCUCACCCCCCCAGCCUCUCACACCCCCCCAGCCUCUCACCCCCCCAGCAUCUCACCCCCCAGCCUCUCCCCCCCCCAGCCUCUCUCCCCCCCAGCAUCUCACCCCCCCCCAGCAUCUCACCCCCCCCCAGCAUCUCACCCCCCCAGCAUCUCACCCCCCAGCAUCUCACCCCCCCCCAGCAUCUCACCCCCCCAGCAUCUCACCCCCCAGCAUCUCACCCCCCCAGCAUCUCACCCCCCCAGCAUCUCCCCCCCCCAGCCUCUCACCCCCCCCAGCAUCUCACCCCAUCCCCCCCAGCCUCUCACCCCCCCAGCAUCUCACCCCCCAGCAUCUCACCCCCCCAGCAUCUCACCCCCCCAGCAUCUCACCCCCCCAGCAUCUCACCCCCCAGCAUCUCACCCCCCCAGCAUCUCACCCCCCAGCAUCUCACCCCCCAGCUCUCACCCCCCCAGCAUCUCACCCCCCAGCAUCUCACCCCCCCCAGCAUCUCACCCCCCAGCAUCUCACCCCCCCAGCAUCUCACCCCCCCAGCAUCUCACCCCCCCCAGCCUCUCACCCCCCCAGCAUCUCACCCCCCAGCAUCUCACCCCCCCCAGCAUCUCACCCCCCCCAGCCUCUCACCCCCCCCAGCAUCUCACCCCCCCAGCCUCUCCCCCCCCCAGCCUCUCUCCCCCCCAGCAUCUCACCCCCCCCAGCAUCUCACCCCCCCAGCCUCUCACCCCCCCCAGCCUCUCACCCCCCCAGCAUCUCACCCCCCCCAGCAUCUCACCCCCCCCAGCAUCUCACCCCCCCCAGCCUCUCACCCCCCCCAGCAUCUCACCCCCCCAGCCUCUCCCCCCCCCCAGCCUCUCUCCCCCCCAGCAUCUCACCCCCCCAGCAUCUCACCCCCCCAGCAUCUCACCCCCCCAGCCUCUCUCCCCCCCAGCCUCUCACCCCCCCAGCACCUCACCCCCCCCAGCCUCUCACCCCCCAGCAUCUCACCCCCCCCCAGCAUCUCACCCCCCCAGCCUCUCACCCCCCCAGCAUCUCACCCCCCCCAGCAUCUCACCCCCCCCAGCCUCUCACCCCCCCCAGCCUCUCACCCCCCCCAGCAUCUCACCCCCCAGCCUCUCACCCCCCCAGCAUCUCACCCCCCAGCAUCUCACCCCCCCCCAGCAUCUCACCCCCCCCAGCAUCUCACCCCCCCAGCAUCUCACCCCCCCAGCCUCUCACCCCCCCAGCAUCUCACCCCCCAGCCUCUCCCCCCCCCAGCCUCUCUCCCCCCCAGCAUCUCACCCCCCCAGCCUCUCACCCCCCCAGCCUCUCACCCCCCCCAGCAUCUCACCCCCCCCAGCCUCUCACCCCCCCAGCAUCUCACCCCCCAGCCUCUCACCCCCCCAGCAUCUCACCCCCCCCCAGCAUCUCACCCCCCCAGCAUCUCACCCCCCAGCAUCUCACCCCCCCCCAGCAUCUCACCCCCCCCAGCAUCUCACCCCCCCAGCAUCUCACCCCCCCAGCAUCUCACCCCCCCCAGCCUCUCACCCCCCCAGCAUCUCACCCCCCCAGCCUCUCCCCCCCCCAGCCUCUCUCCCCCCCAGCAUCUCACCCCCCCCCAGCAUCUCACCCCCCCAGCCUCUCACCCCCCCCAGCAUCUCACCCCCCCCAGCCUCUCACCCCCCCCAGCAUCUCACCCCCCCAGCAUCUCACCCCCCCCAGCCUCUCACCCCCCCAGCCUCUCCCCCCCCAGCCUCUCUCCCCCCCAGCAUCUCACCCCCCCAGCAUCUCACCCCCCCCAGCAUCUCACCCCCCCAGCAUCUCACCCCCCCAGCUCUCUCCCCCCCCAGCAUCUCCCCCCCCCAGCCUCUCACCCCCCCCAGCAUCUCACCCCCCCAGCAUCUCACCCCCCCAGCAUCUCACCCCCCCAGCAUCUCACCCCCCCAGCAUCUCACCCCCCCAGCAUCUCACCCCCCCCAGCAUCUCACCCCCCCCAGCAUCUCACCCCCCCAGCAUCUCACCCCCCCCAUCUCCCCCCCCAGCCUCUCACCCCCCCCCAGCCUCACCCCCCCCCCCCAGCCUCACCCCCCCCCCCCCAGCCUCUCACCCCCCAGCAUCUCACCCCCCCCAGCCUCUCACCCCCCCCCAGCCUCUCACCCCCCCCCCCAGCCUCACCCCCCCCCCCAGCCUCACCCCCCCCAGCAUCUCACCCCCCCAGCAUCUCACCCCCCCAGCAUCUCACCCCCCCAGCCUCACCCCCCCCCCAGCCUCUCACCCCCCCAGCAUCAUCUCACCCCCCCCAGCAUCUCACCCCCCAGCAUCUCACCCCCCCAGCAUCUCACCCCCCCAGCAUCUCACCCCCCCAGCAUCUCACCCCCCCAGCAUCUCACCCCCCCCCAGCAUCUCACCCCCCCAGCAUCUCACCCCCCCAGCCUCACCCCCCCCCCCAGCCUCUCACCCCCCCAGCAUCUCACCCCCCCAGCCUCUCACCCCCCCAGCAUCUCACCCCCCCAGCUUCUCACCCCCCCAGCAUCUCACCCCCCCAGCAUCUCACCCCCCCAGCCUCUCUCCCCCCCAGCAUCUCACCCCCCCAGCCUCUCUCCCCCCCAGCCUCUCACCCCCCCAGCAUCUCACCCCCCCAGCUUCUCACCCCCCCAGCAUCUCACCCCCCCAGCAUCUCACCCCCCCAGCCUCUCUCCCCCCCAGCAUCUCACCCCCCCAGCCUCUCUCCCCCCCAGCAUCUCACCCCCCCAGCCUCUCUCCCCCCCCUGCCUCUCGCACUCACAGGAUCUCGGCCCAAAUGAAACCGUCCACAGUGGAACAGACCCGACAGCAGAGGUCAGUGUGGAGCGGACACAUAUUUAA
Molecule: messenger RNA, 3282 nt
Organism: Knipowitschia caucasica
Lineage: Eukaryota; Metazoa; Chordata; Actinopteri; Gobiiformes; Gobiidae
Source: the annotation of a GenBank genome assembly